Trametes versicolor FP-101664 SS1 is the source of this 1050-nucleotide messenger RNA. Its product is annotated as alpha/beta-hydrolase. NCBI's taxonomy places the organism in Eukaryota, Fungi, Basidiomycota, Agaricomycetes, Polyporales, Polyporaceae. The record is from RefSeq and is a predicted model, not a curated record. The transcript has 6 exons. Bases 1 to 1050 code for a protein of 349 amino acids.
AUGGAGAGCAAGUCGUAUGUGCUCGAUCCUCGCCCUGCGUUUCCGCUCUUCGUCACUGCUCGCCAAUACUGGUCUUCCGAUUGCGCGCGCGACGACCCAGACGCGCUCACCCUCGUCUUCGCGCACGCGACGGGCUACCACAAGGAGCACUUUGAACCCACUCUCGAACACCUCUUCGCGCUCUUGCGUGGCUCCGGGAAAGCGAAGAUACGCGACGCGUGGUGCAUCGACGCGCCCAACCACGGCGAGGCCGCGAAGCUGAACGAGAAGACUUUGCAAUGGGGAUAUGUGCCCGUCUUUCCCUGGGAAGAGUACGCGCGUGCCGUACACGUCUUCCUCGCCGGACUUGGCACUGGCGUCGACGUCGACUUCUCCACCCGCAGACUAGUCGGCGUCGGGCACUCCAUGGGCGCGACGGGAAUAAUCCUCUCGCAGACGUACCAGCCCGCACUCCCCUUUGUCGCCACCAUCCUCGUCGACCCGAUGAUCCUGCCGGCAACUAUCGACACCGUCGCUGGGAGCCCGCGCAAUCCCCUGCUCGAGGGCGCGGAGAAGAGGCGCGACGUGUGGCCGAGCCGCGAGGAGGCGUGGGCGCAGUUCAGCGGCCGGCCGGCGUGGAAGAGGUGGGAUCCGCGCGUGCUGAAGCUGUAUGUUGAGCAUGGGCUGCGCGACUUGCCGACGGCAGACCAUCUGGACAAGACGGAGGGCGUCACGUUGACGUGCUCGAAAGCGCAGGAAGCGGCUAGUUUCCGCGAUCGGCUCGGGCGCACGAAGGCGUACCGCUACCUCCCGCACAUAUCCGCCACCAUGCCUGUGCAUUUUAUCUGGGGCGAGAUUGUGGACUCCGUCCUGUCGGAGGAGCUCAAGCAGACGGUCAUGUCUCAGGGGGCGCAGGGCAAACAUGUGUCCGACCAGCGUGUUCGGGGGGCAGGGCAUCUGAUACCGCAGAUGCAGCCGGAGGGGCUUGCUAACGCACUCUGGAACGCGCUGAAUGCUGAGAGUGUCAGGGCGGCAGACGGCACGCACGGCUAUGCACGCAGUAGACUGUGA